UGUGCCUGACGCCUGUUGUUGGCUGUAGGUGUGAUCUCACCAGCGAUGCUCCAGAAGCUGCAGAACACGGAGAUUAUCCGCAAACUGACCGAGGAGUUUGAUGAGGACAGUGGCUAUUACCCCCUGUCCACGCCGGGCCCGGCGUGGAGGAAGUUCGGGGUGACGCUCAGUGAGUUUGUGCGGGUGCUGGUGAGAGGGUGUCAGUAUAACGUGUUGUAUGACGAGUACAUGAUGGACUCCCUGAUCUCCCUGCUCACCGGCCUGUCCGACUCACAGGUCAGAGCCUUCAGACACACCAGCACCCUGAUAGCGCUGAAGCUGAUGUCAGGGCUGGUGGACGUGGCUCUCACUGUGACUGUUCACCAGGACAAUCAGCAGCGACAAUAUGAGAGCGAGAGAAACAAACCCCCCGGCAAGAGAGCAGCCGACAGGCUGGAGACCCUCCUCCAGCAACGCAGCCAGCUACAGCAGAACCAGGAAGAGCUGGAGAACAUGAUGAACGCCAUCUUUAAGGGAGUCUUCGUGCACAGAUAUCGAGACUAUGUUGCUGAGAUUCGUGCUGUGUGUAUGGAGGAGAUUGGGGUUUGGAUGAAACGUUACAACGACUCCUUCCUGAACGACAGUUAUCUGAAAUAUGUCGGCUGGAUGUUACACGACAAGGAGGCUGAGGUGCGUCUGAAGUGCCUGAAGACGUUGCAGGGACUUUACUCCGACAAGGAGACAGCACAGAAACUGGAACUGUUCACCAACCGCUUCAGGGACAGGAUGGUAUCGAUGGUGCUGGAUGUGAAUUACGAUGUGGCUCUUGAAGCUGUUCAGCUCCUGACGUUGCUCUUACAGAAUGUGGAGGAUGUACUGCGAGCCGAGGACUGUGAGUGUGUUUACCCGCUGGUUUAUGCAGCUCAUCGAGGAACAGCAACUGCUGCCGGCAAUUUCCUGUACAUCAAGCUGAAGGCUCUCUGUGAGGAGGAGCAGAGUGAGUUGGGGGUCAAGGAUCGCGGACGAAACAACUUCAACCGGGUGUUUGUGAAGGUUCUUGUAGCUUUCUUCCUGGAGAGUGAGUUACAUGAACACUGUGCGUACCUGGUGGACAGUGUGUGGGACUGUGCCGGGUCAGUGCUGAAGGACUGGGAGAGUAUGACUGAGCUGCUACUGGAGGAGACAACAGGAGACCAGGAGGGGCUCACUGAUCAGGAGGAAGACGCUGUGAUACAGCUGAUGGUUUGCUCCAUGCGACAGGCUGUGGAGAUUCAUCCCCCCAUCGGCAGGACCUCAGGGAAAAGGUUGCUGACGGCGAGGGACAAGAAGCUGCAGGUGGAGGACAGGAUGAAGCUGUCAGAACAUCUGAUUGUGGUUCUUCCUCAACUGCUCGCCAAGUAUUCCGUGGACGCAAAUAAAGUUGCGAACCUGCUGUUGAUCCCAGGAUUCUUCGACCUGGAUGUUUACAGCAGCUGUCGUCUCGAGAAG
Callorhinchus milii (elephant shark) is the source of this 1467-nucleotide messenger RNA. Its product is annotated as cohesin subunit SA-1-like. Lineage: Eukaryota; Metazoa; Chordata; Chondrichthyes; Chimaeriformes; Callorhinchidae. Gene Ontology annotation, cellular component: nucleus; chromatin; cohesin complex. Gene Ontology annotation, biological process: sister chromatid cohesion. The record is from RefSeq and is a predicted model, not a curated record. Gene Ontology annotation, molecular function: chromatin binding.